Molecule: messenger RNA, 534 nt
Organism: Macrosiphum euphorbiae (potato aphid)
Lineage: Eukaryota; Metazoa; Arthropoda; Insecta; Hemiptera; Aphididae
Source: the annotation of a GenBank genome assembly
AUGGAAAGUCAAAAUAAAUUGUUGAUUAAAAUGUGGGACACCGCCAACACCGCAGAUACCACUUCAGCCAGCACCAACUCAACCGCGGCCAGCAACAUAAACACAAUUACCAAUUUUGCCGUCACUACCACAACUGCCAGCAUUGUUUCCGUCACCACCUCUACAGCCAGUAACUUUGCUAGCACCAUGGUUUCCACCCCGGUUACUACUGACCAUUCGCGUCAAGGCCGUGGAUUCAUACCCGGACAUGGACAUUUCCAUAAUCUUGGUGGUUUCCGAGGGUAUAGCUUUAGAGAGAUAGAGAGAAAAAUGGCUGGUUCCUCCAAUAAAAUGCUAUUGUCUCAGGUACUGCAACAUUGGAAGAGGGAUGUGAAGAAGUACUACAACCCCCCUCUUCCAGGCAAAAGGAGGCGAAGCAAACGGGGUGGCCAGAACAGCCUAGGACAAAGAGGACUUAGAGGAUGUGGAAGACUUGGAGGACGUGGUGGACGAGGAGGUACAGGAGGCUCAGGAGGACAAAGACAGACAAUUUAA